GUAAAGUUUGCGGAUGUGUCUAGAGGGAAUUUUUUUAGCCCUUUGAACUUUGGGGAAGAACCGCGGAGGAAGGGUCAACCGUGCACACACCGCGAAGAGACAAAGCUUGCAGGUGAGACGCUGGACAGAGGGGCUCCUCCCAGCAGCAUGGCGGCCGCCAACCAGUCCUCCUGCCACCUUUUCUUCUUCCUCCUCCUCUCCUUCCUUGUUUCUCGACCUGCCCUCACCCAGGACCCGUCCGUCACGGCCGGGACGGUACCUCAAGGUGACCCGUUCAUUGUCCCCACCACCCUGGCCAACCAGACGACUCCCCCCUCCUUGGACACCACUCAGAACACUCCUCUGGAGACAGGGCUGUCCACUCCCACCAGCGGUGGGGACGCGGACGACGAGGACGUCCCUCCGGUCGGUGGGACACGUUGCAUGGGUUACUACGAUGUGAUGGGCCAAUGGGACCCGCCGUUCAACUGCAACGCCGGCGUCUUUCUGUACUGCUGCGGUACCUGCUUCUAUCGCUUCUGCUGCCAGUUCCGCCAGCAGCGGCUGGACCAGAGGAUCUGCUCCAACUACGACACUCCCAUAUGGGCCAACACCGGCAAGCCUGUGGCCGCCGUCACCGAGGGCCAGGAGGACCAGGACCGGGACCGCACGCACCUCAUCGUCUACAUCAUCUGCGGCGUGGUGGCCAUCAUGGUGCUGGUGGGCAUCUUCACCAAACUGGGCCUGGAGAAGAGCCGUGGAGGGAGCGGCGGAGGAGGAGCGGGGGCGGGACAUGCUGACCUCAACUCCAGGACACUGACGGACCUGCUGAAGCAGCAGGGAGGUGAGGUGAGCUCAGUGGAAAAUGCUACGGCCAGUUCGCCCAACGGAGGAAGAGCCAACGGCGUCUCAGCCAGGAUGCUGCGCAGCAGGAGUGAACAGUACCAUCUGAAUAACUCAGCUUACGGGCCGUUCGGACAAGGGCUGCCACACCCGCACAGCAACCACAGCACAGUGGGACUCAACAAGUAUACCUCCCUCAAAGCUGUAGCGCACAGUGCUUCUCGUAGCUACUACAAGAGCUUCCCACUCAUGGACUUCACCCAGUACCAACCUGUGGCGCCUCCUGCCUUCCAGCCUGUGGUGCCAUUACCGCCCAAAGAGAAGUCGUACAUCCACCACCACCAGCCCAUAUCAGCGCAUCACGACCUCCACGCCCCCCUCUCAAUCUCCAUCCCCUCCAGCCACCUGGAGCACUCGCGCAUUCCCAAGACCACCACGCACCCGCUGCUCACCAGCUCAGCCUUCAAAGCCUGGGAGCCGACUGGCCGCCACGUCCACAGGCAGGCCUCUGCCCCGGGGCAGACCUCCUCCUCCUCCUCCAUGCACAGCUCCACCCGGAGACAUGCCUACUCUACCCGCAGGCAGCAGAGCAUAGAAAACAUGCCUGAUCUCUUCAACCAUCCCUACGGGGGCAUGUAUGGAGGAGCUGGAGGGGGGGCAGGGCAAGGGCAGCAUCUACAGGGGCAACAUCCACAGGGUCAGCAUCCACAGGGGCAGCACCCUUCUCAACCCCCCUACUACCACCACACCAGACAGAAGAGUUACUCCACCCACAGUACGACUGAGGUGACCGUCUGAGCUCCGAGGCCUCAGAGGUGUUUUAGCAUACUUAAAGUCUUUGGUGUUAGCUAAAUGCCAGAGUUUGGGACUGUUGGCCCAACAAAUGAGGGAUAUUAAACGGAGAGAUACAUUCAGAUGCAAAGAGAAGUUUUGAUUGGUGGAAACAAUGAGGCCCAGGAGAAAAACAGCGUAGCAGAACAACCACUCUGACAGAUAAUGCUUGAAAAGAUUAUUAUUGGACUCUCAGGCUCGCACAGCUGUGACAGAUUCUCAGUAGUUUUGGGAGUACACUGUGGUUUGUUAGGAGUUUGCGGUUGUACAGGCUUUAGGUUGAUUUCGUCCGUGGAAAGGUUUUAUGUGUUGGUUUCCUGUCAGUGAAUUUGUGUUAGCCAAGUAAGUUUAGGUACAGUAGGUCAAGUAGGGCUGUUAAAACAUUCCACAAUGAGCCGGGAGCCGACCAAACUGGCAUCCAGAGCACAGACUUUAUGACAUGGUCAAUUGAAAGAGACAAUCAGUGCAAACAUGCAGCUAUUUUCAGUUGCUGCAUUUGAUGCAAACACGGUUUAUUACAACAUUUAAUUUCUGUGCGAAGAGUUAGACCUCAGGAACUAUUCACUUAGAUAAAGGUACACUGAAAAUCUUUUAUCCAUAUUGGCAACCAGUCGAAACCUCCCUCAAAACAUAUUCACUGCUCGAUUCAAAUUAAAGACUUAAAGAAUAAAAGUGGUAAAUACACCUAAAUACUUUCUUGCAAAGAAUUAGAUGAGAAGAUUGAUACCACUCAUAAUUGUAUGCUUAAUAAGUAACAAAACAAAUGUAACACAAUAAAAUAACUCCCUGGAGUCUUGUUGUGUCAAGAUAUAAAAGAUACAAGUUAAAUGUGUUGAUAAAUUAGAUUUUUAAUUGGUAGGCGAAUUUUGUUACCUUUGGAAAGAUCCAAGCUAGGUGUUUUUCCCUUGUUUGCAUUCUUUAUGCUAAGCUAAGCUAACUGACUACAUAUUUAACACACAGACAUGUGUGGUAUCAAUCCGCUCAUCUAAGUCCCAGCAAAAAGUGAAUAAGCAAAAUUUCCCAAAUGUCGAACUGUUCCUUUAAAUUACUUUUAUUAAGUCACUGCUGUAUUCAACAGGUACCUGGACAUCAGCAAAUGAAUUAGAAAACAAACAAAUAAAUAAAUAAAUAUAUAAAAUAAUAUGUAAAAGGUAAAUAUAUCUCAGUGAUAAA
Acanthopagrus latus (yellowfin seabream) is the source of this 2826-nucleotide messenger RNA. RefSeq names its product shisa family member 8b (gene shisa8b). The record is from RefSeq and is a predicted model, not a curated record. Gene Ontology annotation, biological process: regulation of AMPA receptor activity; regulation of short-term neuronal synaptic plasticity. The transcript has 5 exons. The coding region runs from base 148 to 1620 and encodes 490 amino acids. Lineage: Eukaryota; Metazoa; Chordata; Actinopteri; Spariformes; Sparidae. Gene Ontology annotation, cellular component: dendritic spine membrane; postsynaptic membrane; postsynaptic density.